AUGGAUCUGGGAAAGACUGAUCAGUGGCAGAAACCGGGGUUUAGGACAAUAAAGAUCAAUACAGAUGCGGCCUGGUGUAAGGAUUCGUUGCGCGUGGGAGUGGGAUGGGUUGCUCAUGAUUUCGCAGGCGUGCUGCCGGCAGCGGGAGCCUCGAGAGAGAUGUACUAUCACUCUGCAUUAGCGGCGGAAGCUGUAGCAAUCCGGCAAGCUUUGGAGGUUUGUGGUGACAAUGGCUUUGACAAUGUGAUUGUUGAGUCUGAUGCAAAGGUGAUUAUUCAAAUGAUUAGGAAGGAAUUGAUGCAUGAUUACAGUCUUGAAUGUAUCCUUGGUGACAUUGAGAUUAUAGUGCGAAGGUUGAGGUCGGUGACGUUCAUCUUUGUGUCUAGAGAAUGCAAUCGUGUUGCACACUCGGUGGCUAAGUAUGUGUUUAAGAAGAGGCGAUCUUUGCGAUAUUUUGUAUGA
Messenger RNA from Malus domestica (apple), 462 nucleotides. RefSeq lists its product as uncharacterized. Gene Ontology annotation, molecular function: nucleic acid binding; RNA-DNA hybrid ribonuclease activity. Lineage: Eukaryota; Viridiplantae; Streptophyta; Magnoliopsida; Rosales; Rosaceae. The record is from RefSeq and is a predicted model, not a curated record.